GCCGUCGGAGGUGUGCGCCCCGGGCUUGCCUCGCCGUCGCUGCCCGCCCCAUUCCUGCAUCCCCCGCCCUCCGCCUUGGCCCGGGGCCCAGCCGCUCUCCCUGCUCUCCUCCCUUAUACCACCCCCGGGUUUCUGCCGUCGAGGCCCCGGGGCCAGGCGAACGAUGCCGUCGGAGAGCGGAGCUGAGUGCCCGGACCAGGCGGCAGCGCAGGUGGGGGCGGCUGCAGCCUCGGCGGUGGCCGCGGUGGCCACGGCUGCCGCGGCAGGCGGCGGCCCCGACCCGGGGACCUCCUUGGCCUCCCUGGGACGGCACCUGAGCGGGCUGAGCUGGCCGCAGGUGAAGCGGCUGGACGCGCUGCUGAGCGAGCCCAUUCCCAUUCACGGGCGCGGCAACUUCCCCACGCUGAGCGUGCAGCCCCGGCAGAUCGUGCAGGUGGUCCGAAACAGCUUGGAAGAACAGGGACUACACGUGCACAGCGUGCGACUGCACGGCUCAGCUGCCAGCCACGUGCUGCAUCCUGAGAGUGGCCUGGGCUACAAGGACCUGGACCUGGUGUUCCGGGUAGACCUGCACAGCGAGGCAUCCUUCCAGCUGACCAAGGCGGUGGUGCUGGCCUGCCUGCUGGACUUCCUGCCAGCCGGAGUGAGCAGGGCCAAGAUCACGCCACUGACACUCAAGGAGGCAUACGUGCAGAAGUUGGUGAAAGUGUGCACGGACACCGACCGCUGGAGCCUCAUCUCACUGUCUAACAAGAGUGGCAAGAACGUGGAGCUCAAGUUUGUGGACUCCGUGAGGCGCCAGUUCGAGUUCAGUAUAGACUCCUUUCAGAUCAUCCUCGACUCCCUGCUGCUCUUUGGCCAGUGCUCAUCCACACCCAUGUCUGAGGCCUUCCACCCCACCGUGAUGGGGGAGAGCCUGUACGGGGACUUCGCCGAGGCCCUAGAACACCUGCAGCACCGGGUCAUUGCCACGCGCAGCCCCGAGGAGAUCCGAGGUGGGGGCCUGCUCAAAUACUGCCACCUCCUCGUGCGGGGCUUCCGGCCGCGGCCCAGCACUGACACGCGAGCCUUGCAGCGGUACAUGUGCUCCCGCUUCUUCAUCGACUUUCCCGACCUGGUGGAACAGCAGCGCACGCUGGAGCGCUAUCUAGAGGCCCACUUCGGCGGGGCUGAUGCCGCCCGCCGGUAUGCCUGUCUGGUGACGCUGCACCAGGUAGUCAACGAGAGCACCGUGUGCCUCAUGAGCCAUGAGCGCCGCCAGACGCUGGACCUCAUUGCCACACUGGCACUCCAGGCGCUGGCUGAGCAGGGCCCUGCUGCCGCGGCUGCCCUGGCCUGGCGCCCUCCGGGCCCUGAUGGGGCUGUACCGGCCACUGUCAAUUACUAUGUGACCCCCGUGCAGCCUCUGCUGGCUGGGGCCCACUCCUCCUAUCCCACCUGGCUGCCUUGCAACUGACUGGACUCUGGCCAGAAGGGGCAGGGGGUUCUGGGGUGGGGUGGGGACACUAGGAGCAUGUGGAGGUUAUGAACAGAGAUGGGCUACCUGUGCUGGCUCACCCAGCACUGCUGCAAGGUUGGGCCUCCAACUGAGCAGAAUAGACUUCCCUGAGGCCUCUGUGGGCUGAAGGCCAAGCUGGGGCUCUUGGUAGGGGUACCCUUUGGCCAUUGCACCCUAUUAUUAUUUUUUUUUUUUAGAAUGUCAUGAUUGUGGCGUGCAGGAACUACUUGUCCUGAGAGUCAGUUGCCUCCAGGAGACAAAGCAAAUUUGACUGAUGGCCUCCAUGCUCAGAACCUUGGGUUGAUUUCCAUGGCCUAGAAAGGGUCCUUUGGACUAGGGCCAGCCCACACACUGGCUAAAUACAGUAUGUAACUAGCCAGGGUGGGCCGCAGCCCACGCCUCUCCCCGUGUAACACACCCCCUCCCUUGUGUUGUGAGAAUCCUUGCGGUCUGGGAGCAGGGUGCUGAGCUCAAAUGUGUCACAACUGAGUUGAGCAGUCCCUGCCCCACUGGCUUGGUUAUAGGACCAUCACAUUGUCACAUGGGGAGGGAGCCCCCCCCCUUUUCUAUUCCUCUGGAUUUGUUGCUAUUUUGCACUCUUAACCACCCACCAAUAAAGAUUGUCUACACUG
Dipodomys spectabilis (banner-tailed kangaroo rat) is the source of this 2130-nucleotide messenger RNA. It is a transcript of the gene Tent5b, whose product is annotated as terminal nucleotidyltransferase 5B. The record is from RefSeq and is a predicted model, not a curated record. Gene Ontology annotation, molecular function: RNA binding; poly(A) RNA polymerase activity. NCBI's taxonomy places the organism in Eukaryota, Metazoa, Chordata, Mammalia, Rodentia, Heteromyidae. The transcript is spliced from 2 exons. Gene Ontology annotation, biological process: mRNA stabilization. The coding region runs from base 164 to 1456 and encodes 430 amino acids.